Molecule: messenger RNA, 6414 nt
Organism: Symbiodinium necroappetens
Lineage: Eukaryota; Dinophyceae; Suessiales; Symbiodiniaceae
Source: the annotation of a GenBank genome assembly
GGCUUGCUCGGUGCGUUCUCCAGCGAUGCUGCGGCCAACACCCAGGCGACCGAGAAGAGGCGCGUGAAACUUUUUCCAUGGGAUAGCGUUGCGACUCAGCUUCUCGAGCCUUAUGGCGAAAGCAACUUCGACACUCUCUCCUUGACGAAGCUCUACGAGGCGACCGCCAGGGGAAACAAGUCAGCAGCCUAUCACUCCCAUCUCUGUGCCCCGAUGGAUACAGACGCCUGGCAUGUUGGUGCCGGAAUUUCUCAAACAGCCGCCGCUCUGCUUGCGGCCAUCGGGAAAUUCCGCUCCAAGGAGAUGAAGGCAAUCAUGAAGGAGGAGCUCUAUGCAAAAGUCGAGGAAGAACUGGUCGGACUGGAGCCGACGCUGAAACGCUUGAACAUGGGAAAGGGCAGUCAAACCCAGAAAGAUGCCGGAUCUUUCCGCGAAGCCAAGAGGCAGAAAACAAGCCACACUACAGAUUUGCCGAUCGAGUCGACCCCAGAGGCGGAAAUCAAGCAGGCUGCCCUCGCCUUUCAUCAAUGGUUGAAGCAACCGCAGAGUGCCUUCCGCAGCUUGCUCUUCAUUCUCGCCGGUAGCAACACCUACUACACGGGCCACGUCGCCGAAACCACGGCCCGCGCCGUGGUGGAGCAGAAGCCGCUGAGCCAGGCGGACUUUCAGACGGCCAUGGUAGCGCGGAAGACCAAGGCGUCCGGCCGCACAGAGCUUGUGCGCACAGAUUUUGAUGAGUUCUUUCACUGCGAUGUUCUUGGUAUGAUUGCCGCGGUCCUGAUUCGCGCUGGCUACCUGGACAAGUCCUGCCCUUACCUCCGUACCACCGACCACAUCGUCAUCAUGGCGGGUAACACUGUGGGCUUCCGCAAUCUCGGAACGUCUUGUUUCGUGAAUGCCGGCCUCCAAGCAGUUCUCGGAGUUCAACCCUUGGUCAGAGCCAUCAAUGAGGGCACGGGUGAUGAGGAGGUUGCUCUUCAGCGACUCCUCGCGCGGCUCGCGAUGACCACCGAAGCUUUCGUGCCAACGGAGGUGACGAACCGCUACUACCGCCAUCGGCAAGAAGACGUAACAGAGUUCCUGGGCAAGCUGCUGGAAACAUGUCUUGGCUGUCACGAAUUCUUGUACGGCAGUGAAUGGUCCAGCUUCCAAUGCCAGCAUUGUGGCUAUCGUCGUUUGCUGCGGGUCGACAACUUUGAUAGAAUCCAGCUGCCGAUCCUGGGCAUGAAGUCUGUUCAAGAAGCUCUGGAUGCGUACCUGUCCCAGAGCACCGUCACCGAGGAUGCCGCAAACUGGUUCUGCCUGACAACGGACUGUCUCACGAAUGGCCUCGCCGAGAAGAGUCCCUUGUACGUCUCCGGCAUCGACAGUUGGCCAAAAGUGCUAGUCCUUUCGCUGAAGAGGUGGAACUGGAACCUCGAUGAGGUGGUUGCCCACAAGAUCUUCGUCGAUAAAGUCUUGCAGACGGCUGACUGCAAGUAUGACUUGUGCUCCUUGGCCACGCACAUUGGACGUCGCCCUGACAGUGGUCACUACAUGGCUUACCGUCGAGACGCGUUCGGCUUCCUGAAGUUUGACGAUCAUGAGGUCACGCGACUGGCCCCAGCAGAAGAAGACGACUUCGUGACCGUGGCUGCGGAGAAGGUUUACGUCCUCUUCUACGUCAAGCAAGACCACAUCCUCCCGGAGAACACGCAGGCUCGACCGUCGAAGUACCGGCGACUUGCCUCACACGAGAUCCCAGAGUCCGCCCAAGCAGAUGCCAUAGACAUCGACACAGACUCCGAUGUCGUUGUUCAACAAGAUUUGCAGCCAAGCCACCCUCCUCCUGUUCCUUCAGAGCCUGCAACUGCAGCAAAGCAUGUCAUUGACCUCGACUCCGAGAGCGAUGUCGUCACGGAGAAAGAUGUGUCCAGACAGCCUUCCGCCGAAGCCGCCAGCGACCGCCAAAUUCCUGCACUAGGACCUGCACCCACAUCCAAAGAGCAAGAUCACACUGGAACGCCUUUGUUGCGAUUCAGUCACCACGAACGGCUUCGGAUACAAGAAGUCUUGCAAGAUGGCUCCACGGUGAAGGAAGCCAAGGCAGCGCUUGCUGUCACGGUGCCAAGGCUCACCGUCAAGGACAAGCAAGCGGCAGGAUACCUCUCCCAGAUGACGCUUCGUAAUUGGGUACAAAAUCCUGGCAGUUUCCAGAAAGCUCUGUCCAAAGCCACAAACCAAAAUCCUUCCGCCGAAGCCGCCAGCGACCGCCAAAUUUCUGCUCCAGCACCUGCACCCACAUCCAAAGAGCAAGAUCACACUGGAACGCCUUUGUUGCGAUUCAGUCAGGAUGAACGGCUUCGGAUACAAGAAGUCUUGCAAGAUUGCUCCACGGCGAAAGAAGCCAGGGCAGCGCUUGCUGUCACGGUGCCAAGGCUCACCGUCGAGGACAAGGAAGCGGCAGGAUACCUCUCCCAGAGGACACUUCGUAAUUGGGUACAAAGUCCUGGCAGCUUCCAGAAAGCUCUGUCCAAAGCGGCAAAGCAACUACAUGAAGCUAGAGUCCACUCUGCUCGUUCAGGUAGCUCACGGGCAGCUCUCUCGCAUGAAGACAAGAUCAUUAUUCGCGAUGCGUUGGACGCUGCGCAGUCGACCAACCACCUCGUCCACAUCUUGACCGAACGCCUGGACGAGUUCAGUGCCACCGACACUGCAGCACCGAAGUACAUUCCGACCAGCACGCUUCGAGACUGGAUGAGACGACCAGCCAUCGGCCGCUGGUUCGAGGCAGUCGAGUCGGAGACAUGGGAUGCCGAGUUUGAUCGCACUUUCACGGUGGCAAUGACCAAACCAGCCAAACGCGAGCCGAGUUUUCUGGGAACGGAGUCCCCGGACGACCACUGGCUAGUCUACGGCUCUUGGACUUUCUGCCCAGAUUGUGGCCGUCGGCGUCCUCGCAGCCACGUCGCAUCCAGAGAAGCCGUGAACUCUGCGGUCAAAUGCUACGUGACGCCAAUGUCGCAGAAUUGGGAAGCUCUGCUGGCCAACAUGGAAGCCACCGGCUUGCCUCUUGUCACGGCCUUGACGAAGGAAGACCUGGACAGUCUGGCCAUUGUCGACUUGAAGCUAACCUACCGCAGCCGCAGGGGCGGCCAUGCCGAGAUCACCAGCAAACAGAAGCAGACCGUGAUCAGAGCCAGGUGGAAGCCGAUGCUCUUGACCGAAGUCAUCCGUUCUCAGAAAGCUGCUGCCGCCUUUGACUGGCUGCGAAACAAUAACAGCACCUAUGCUGCCUGGCUCGAGAAGCACAUGCAGCGCCGCCAACACAGUGCAGCAGGACAGGGUGACUGGCGUGAAAUUCCCACGGCCGAGCUGCUCCUGAACUCGCCGGGAAUCGAAGUCGCCGCACGGCCUUGGCUGUAUCCUUUGGCAAGCUUUGCCGACACGGACCUCGCCACUCGUCUCAAGGAGCUCUGCUGGAUCGCCAAGAACAGCACCGUCUCCAUCCGACAAGGCUUCCUGCGAAAGAUUACUAGUCGAUGUUUGGACUAUUGUCGCGACUUCCGACUGCACUGUCUGUUGUACGAUGUUUGCAUGGCCAAGUCCAUCACCUCCAUCAUCCAUGUCGCCAACAAGAUGCAGAUCGCCCCGGAGCAAGCCGCUUCGCAACAGGAUUCCUUCGAGGGAUACUGGUGGCUGCAGAUACGAAAAAUGGAGGACGUCUGCAGACGUGAGUUUGAGCUCACCGAGGACAUGAGUCAAUCGCUGCCAAACGUCUUUUUCACCGUGGUGCCUGCCGAGUGGCGCUAUCUGUUACCAGACGGUCUCAUGUUCGCCGACAGUCUUUCAGACCAGCAGGCCGUCCUAACCCUCCACUUGUACCACACUUUGGAAGCAAUGCUGGAGAAGCACCUCCUUAAAGAAGGAUCAAGUCUGCGGCAGAUCGGCUUGGCCAAGAUAAAGCACUGGAGCUUUCGCUUUGAGUUUCAGUCCCGCGGCACCUUGCACAUCCAUGCGGUGCUAUGGUCGCAGCUGCUACCCGGCUGGUCGGCUGAGGACAUCACCGGUCGCACAGACGGCCCUGGAAGCGCUUUCGUUCGCCUGCUGGAAACGCUGUUCAAGUCUCGGGCAGAUGUCCAAUGUGGCGACGGCAACCACUGCUUGCUAAGGUACGUGGCAGGCUACGUCGCGAAGGCUUCGGAUGCAUUGCAGUUCUCCAAGCACCAAUCUCUAGGUGAAGGUCAAUGGCGCCAAGCUUACAGACUCAUUUGUAAAAAAUCGCCGACGGAACAAGAAAUCCUGAUGGAGUUCGCAGGGCUCGCCAUGGUGAAGCACUCUUUCUCCGGAGUCGAUGUCUUCGCACCGAUCCCAGGCAGCUGCGCCAGAAACAAUUCCAGACGACAAUAUCGUGCUUAUCAGCAUCAUCUACGCCCAAGGCAAGACGAACCGGGAGAUGCUCGACAGCUGACCUUCAUCCAGUGGCUUCGGCAGUUCCAGCUGACGACAGAUGACCCGGAGGACAUGUCCGUGCACAGGCGAAACAUCGCCGGGCCUGCACGGAACAAGAUCGCCGGAGUUGCAAUGCAGUUUCCGUACGAACUGCUCGACAUUUACCUAGGAGCCUGGGCAGCGUCUUGCUUGCCAGGCAUGGCGGAAGAACGUCUACUACCCACGGUACCCGACCAGCUGGACUUGCCAGGUUAUGAAGACGAACUCGCCAGACGUCGAUCCUUCAUCGCUCCAGAUGGGGCCAGGCAUUUGAAAAGCGUGCUCUGUCUCAACGAGUUCCAGCUGGACGGAGCCGAUGGUCUUGUUUACAAUCCAGAUGUCGCAAAGCUGCUCGGUGCCAUUGAACCUGAACUAGCACUGCGGGGACUCAACGACGACAGAAUCGCAACCUUGCAAGCUAAAAUAGAAGCCACACACUUGCUGCUCCUCAAGAUUCGUGAUGGACAGGAAAGUCAUGAACUUUGGUCGGUUCGCAAGCUGCCGGGACUCCCGGCGCGCCAGUGGUCUCCCGAGCAGCAACAGGUGCUCGAUUUCAUCAAACAGGCUCUGCGUCUACAGGACGCCGCAGAAGCGGAUCGCGACUGCCGGCUGCUACACAUCUCCGAGUCCCCGGGCACAGGAAAAACUGAAGUCGUCAUCGCGGCGGCGGAGCUGGCCCUCGCCGACGAUUGCAAGGUGCUCAUCGGCGGGCCCAUCGGCCUCUUGGUCGCCAUGUACAAACUCCGCCUUCCGGUCACGGACAAUCUGUGCAUGGAAACCCUCCACUCGGCAUUUAAAAUUGGCCGAGACGCCGAUGCAGCUUAUAUCCCUCCGGGACGGCUACGAAGGUAUGACGUAAUCAUCCUAGACGAAAUCUCCCAGAUCGACGAGUUCGUGUGGGGGCGGAUCAAGGUAGCUUUGAACGAGUUGCACCCAGUACCUCUCGUUCUCUUCGUCGGCGAUGAGCAACAGUUGCAGCCCGUGCACGGUCAACCUCAACUCUUGCUAGACCUGGCAUCCUUGACACAGGCCGGAAAAGCUCAGCAUAUUCGCCUGCGGCAGCAUGAACUCGCCCGCUCGGUGGAUCCGACCAUGCUGGCAUUUUUGAACAAGAUCCGCACCAGGCAACCAACACGACCUGAACUGGAAGAGUUCUUCCGCGGCAGAGUCUGGGAUUCCAACUUUCAGGAGGCCGUGAAGAAGAGCUAUGACAUCGAGAGGAACACCGGGAACAAGUUCAUGUUCCUGACCGUCGCUAACAAGCCCGCAGCGGACCUAAAUCAAGCAAGACUAGAGCUCGAAUUCCCCGAUGAAGCUCGGCGACUGUCUAAUGGCGAGGGCUUACCUGGCGAGAUCGGGAACAUUCUCCUGGCUGCCAACAUGCGCGUUCGCCUGACUCAUAAUGUCAACAAAGAGGAAGGCUUCGUGAACGGUAAUACAGGUACAGUCAGGAAGGUCCUCCGCCGGGAUGCGUUCAUCAUGGAGAGCUCGCAACAAACAUGCAUUUUGGUGUACCCAAUCACCGUCAAAGGCCGCAAGUAUCUCCCGGUCGCCUACGGGUAUGCCACGACAAUGCGCAGAGCGCAGGGGGCCACCAUGGAAGCGAUCGGAUUGCUAUUCGAUCGUCGCGUGCCCGACAGAGGCUACGCGUACGUCGGCACGUCCAGUGCCAAGUCCAGCUGCAUGGUCUUCCAUCUUGGCAGACUGCGCCAGACGGACUGGUUGCCUGUUGGCGGAAACCCAAACGAGGAACACGCCUCGCUUUCCGUUUUCAGCGAGUCCAGCAAUGAACAGGAGGAAUCGGAAGAGCCGCCGACAGAGAGCCCGGAGGCAGCGUCCAUCGACUUCGAUGUCGAGCACGAAUCCAUGGAAGAUGAGGACUUCCUGACAGCUGACAGCCCUGAGCCCGGGUCCACUGAUUUUGAAUAUUGGCCGGACGACUGA